AUGCUGCUGCCGAUUUCACGCCUCAGUAUGAGUGCGUUGGCUCAGGUCUUCUCUCGAAAGCUCUAUUUUUCUGUUGUAUCAACAUCCAAUGCUCUGCACUUUAUUAGUUUGAGGCUUCUCUCGGCCAACACGUCCGAUUUUCACCCAUCCUUGCAUAGAGCUGAGGAGGAUGCUGGAUCAAAAUCGAAGAAUGAUUCAGGUUCAUGGUCUGGAAAAAAUGCGUGGAAAUUGGGUGCUUUAAGUAUAGCAGCAUCUGCUGCAUUUGCGGCAGGUUGUGGAAUCGCUGUUUGGGGACCACCCGGCAGGGAUGAGAAUGAUGUCGAGAGCAUUCGGGAUCCUAUCAGCGAAAAACUUCUCCCUGACCCAGUUGAGCCUCCUUAUUAUCAACCGCCAUAUACUAUUGUUUUGGAAAUAAAUGACGUACUGGUUCAUCCAGAUUGGAAGACUGGUAUGCCGGUAUUGUCGCAAAUCGACUCAAAAGGGCAGUAUAUCCAUUACCGUCUUUUUCGUGAAUCAACUCGUUACCGUAAAGGCAAGCAUAUCAAAGAUCUUUCUUGCUUAAAUCGAGAUCUUUCACGGGUCAUUUUGAUCGAUUGGAAUCCUGAUGCUGCUUCGAUGCAGCCGCGGAAUGCCUUCAUCAUUAACCGUUGGACCGGUGACGAUUCGGAUAGGGAGCUCAUUGAUUUGGUUGCUUUUCUUCGAAUGAUUGCUAUGAGUGGAGUGAAAGAUGUGCGUCCCGUGCUGGAUCACUAUCGCCAGUUUGACGAUCCGCUUGCCGCUUUUAAGGAGAAGCACGAGCAGCUCAUGGAAGCUCAAGCAAGAAAGAAGGAGCAGGAGAGGAUGGCUGCAAAGAAAAGGUCGUUUGGCUUCAGUUCAUUCAGUGGAUUCCGUCGAUGA
Molecule: messenger RNA, 897 nt
Organism: Hydatigera taeniaeformis
Lineage: Eukaryota; Metazoa; Platyhelminthes; Cestoda; Cyclophyllidea; Taeniidae
Source: the annotation of a GenBank genome assembly